GCAACCUCUUUUCUUUGGAGUGCGCCUUUUCGAACGGCACGUCGGUUCGGCGCUCUGUUGCCAAGGCGGCAGUCAGCCUAGCCUUCCCCUUCGUGGUCAUGGCGCUGUUUUUCGUCAAGUGGACAUUCUCAUGGCUUAAGAAUCGCACCGCCAUGCCGAAGGACUACUUGGCCUGCCACCUCAGCAUUUCGACACUAUCCGUUCUGUACAUCUUCUAUGUGGACAUAACCGACAACGCAGCAAGGGUGUUCAACUGCACGCCCGUGGAUGUUGGCUACGAAGGACAAUCAUCUGGUGAGGGGAGCCCCGCGGAGAAGUACUGGGUCGAGGAUACGGGCGUCACGUGUUGGACAGGGCACCACCUGGUGCUGGCCACAGCCGCGGCAGCGCCGCUGCUGCUGCUCGUAUGCCUGGGAUUCCCCCUCUGGAUUCUGUAUAUCGCGAGGUCAUCGGGGUCGACACUGACAGACAGGUCAGUGGCCAAGACGCACGGAUUCCUGUACUGGUCGUACAACGACAGGAGGAAGUUCUGGGAGGCCUUUAUCCUGGCCCGGAAAGGCAUUCUGGCUGGCGUGUCCGUUUUCUCUUUCUCCCUCGGACCCGACGCCCAGGGCUUUCUCUCCCUGGCCAUUCUCUUCAGCGCAGGAGUCGGCCACGCGUUGGGCUGGCCAUUCGAAACCCACAACUCCCCACUCAACUUCAUGGAGAUGCUUUCCAUUGUAUCUUCCUUUUGGGUGUUCUUCGUGGGCGGUCUGUUCAGCAAUCCGAGCGUGGCGAAGUCGGAGACAGUCAAGGAGGCUCUUGCCGUCCUCCUGAUUGUGCAGGUGGUGUCGGUGUUCCUGUACAUCUUCGUGCGCUUGAUGAUUGAAGGCUUGAGGGAAGUCGUGGCGGGGGAGGGGAAGGGCUGGCUGUCUAGGAAGAUGCGCUCCGUGGCCGAGGUUGUUUUGAGAGCGCUCCUGAAAGUUAGCGCGGCGUUUCUUAGGCUCUCCAAAAGGAUAGGCACGAUUUUUGUCGUUUGCCCAACGAUAGAACCGAACUCGAUUCAGAAUCGCCGAUAG
Messenger RNA from Ostreobium quekettii, 1058 nucleotides. The record is from the annotation of a GenBank genome assembly. Lineage: Eukaryota; Viridiplantae; Chlorophyta; Ulvophyceae; Bryopsidales; Ostreobiaceae.